Molecule: messenger RNA, 5109 nt
Organism: Oreochromis niloticus (Nile tilapia)
Lineage: Eukaryota; Metazoa; Chordata; Actinopteri; Cichliformes; Cichlidae
Gene: ubtf
Product: upstream binding transcription factor
Exons: 21
Coding region: 396-2624 (742 amino acids)
Source: RefSeq, a predicted model, not a curated record
AAAAGACUCUUUUGAGCUAACCCCUUCAUCGAAACUCGCCUGCUUCUGCUGUACGGGGAGUAUUUGCGUAGGAGAAUAAACGGUGGUUUCCGCGCCGAGACCUCCAUGCGGCUGUUGACGGAACAGCCAGCCGCCUCUCUCGGUUAGCCAUCAGGGAUCUCAGUUUAAUAUCUCACCGUGCAGAGACUCGCCCUCUCUCUCCCCCUCUCUCUCACUGGCUAGCCCAGAACCUCCGACGACCGAGCUCGGAGAACCCGCCUUCUUGCCCUCGCUUAAACGGUUUUGGAUCGAGGGAAGGGAGUCUGCGACGCCCUGGCUUUAGUUUUAAGCUCCGUUUCUCUGUGUUUGCAGUGCGCCAUUGGACCUUGUCACGAUCCAAGACAGAAUAUCCGCAAAUGAAUGGAGAAAUGGAGGCAACGACACAAGACCAAGUAUGGGCGCAGGAUGACCUUUUAAGACUGCUGGAGGCCAUGAAAGUGGCUCUUCCACAGAAAGACCUGACUAAAUACAAAACAUCAGAGUCCCACCUGGACUGGCAGAAAGUUGCUUUCAAUUCCUACACAGCUGAGAUGUGCAAGCAGAAAUGGCAGGAGGUCUCGAAAGAGAUUCGUAAAUUCAGGACCCUGACAGAAUUGAUAGUUGAUGCUCAAGACUACAUAAAGAACCCAUACAAGGGCAAAAAAAUAAAGAAACACCCAGAUUUCCCCAAGAAGCCUUUGACUCCAUACUUCCGUUUCUUUAUGGAGAAGAGGGCCAAGUAUGCAAAGCUGCACCCUGAGAUGAGCAACCUAGACCUUACUAAAAUCCUCUCCAAGAAGUAUCGGGAACUGCCUGAUAAAAAGAAGAAAAAAUAUGUUGACGACUUCUUACGAGAUAAGGAAACAUUUGUUCAAAGUAUGAUGAAGUUCAGGGAAGAGCAUCCGGACCUGGUGGAGAGCAUGGCCAAAAAAGGCUCAAAUGUACCAGAGAAGCCCAAGACGCCCCAACAGUUGUGGUACAACCACGAAAAGAAAGCCUUCCUCAAGCUGCACCCUGAUGCGACCACCAAAGACAUUAAAGAUAGUCUUGGCAAACAGUGGACGCAGCUUUCUGACAAAAAGAGGCUCAAAUGGAUCACCAAGUCGCUGGAACAGCAGAAGCAGUAUGAGGAGGUGAUGCGUGAAUACAUCCAACAGCAUCCGGAGUUAAAUAUGACCCAGGAAGACAUCGUAAAGUCCACCCUGACCAAGGCAGAGAGGCACCUGAAGGACAAAUCUGACGGCCGACCUGACAAACCUCCUCCAAACGGUUACUCGAUGUUCUGUGCGGAGCUGAUGUCGAGCAUGAAGGACGUUCCCAGCACAGAGCGUAUGGUGAUGUGUAGCCAGCGGUGGAAGCUGCUAAAGCAGGGUGAAAAGGACGCCUACCAAAAACGCUGCGAACAGAGGAAAAAAGAGUAUGAAAUUGAGAUGAACAGAUUUCUCAGUAGUAUAUCAGAGGAGGAGCAGCAGCGGGUCUUGGGUGAGGCGAAGACUGGUUUUAAGAAAAGCACUGGAGCCAAUAGUCCCGCAUCUAAAAAGAAAAACUCUAAAGCAAACGCAAAUCCAGAAAAACCCAAAAGACCAAUUUCAGCCAUGUUCAUAUUUGCUGAGGAGAAACGUCCCAAACUGCAGCAGGAGCGGCCAGAACUUGCUGACAGUGAGAUCACAAGACUUCUUGCUCGCAUGUGGAACGAGCUGCCAGAUAAGAAGAAGGAGAAGUUUAAACGCUUAGAAUCGGUGUUGAAGGCAGAAUCUGAGAAGAAGGAAAAAGAGGACCGCAGUCGACUCCCAGAUCCGCCCAAAAAUGCACAAGACAUCUGGCAGCAGAGUGUUAUAGGGGACUACCUAGCCAGAUUUAAGAACGACCGGCCAAAGGCACAGAAAGCAAUGGAAGCAACCUGGAGCACCAUGGAGAAAAAAGAGAAGAUUAUGUGGAUCAAAAAGGCAGCAGAGGACCAGAAAAGAUAUGAGAGAGAAGUAAGUGAGAUGCGCUCGCCUGCUGCUGCCAUUGCCUCAGGGAAGAAGAUGAAGUUUGAGGGUGAACCCAAGAAACCGCCAUCAAAUGGAUAUCAGAAGUUCUCUCAGGAGAUGCUGUCCAAUGGAGAGCUGAAUCACCUCCCAAUGAAAGAGCGGAUGGCUGAGAUUGGCAGCCGCUGGCAGAGGUUACCACUGAAGGACAAGGACCGCUACAAGAAGAUUGCUGAGGAGAAGCAAAGGCAGUACAAAGUCCAACUGGAACAGUGGCUUGCUAGUUUGUCUUCGCAAGAGAGAAACACUUACAAAGAAUAUAAUUCACAAAAAAGAAGAACUACAGCAAAACCAGGAGGCCCCAAGGCAAAGGCCAAGAAAUCUGAUACGGAGGAGGACGAGGAUGAUGACGAUGAUGAGGAGGAUGAUGACGACGAUGAGCAGGAGAAAGCUUCUAGUGAAGGCGACUCUUCCAGUGAGGAGGAUGAGGAUGAGGAUGAUGAUGAUAAGGAGGACGAUGACGAUGACGACGAAGAGGACGAAGAGGACGAUGAAGCAGACGACAAGGAGAACAAGUCGGAGGACAGCAGCAGUGAGUCGAACUCACAGGGGUCGUCAGACUCUGAUUCAGACUGAAACGCGCCAUCACUGACAAACUGAGCAGCGCUGAGCUGAGCCAAGAGUCCAGGGAGCUCUGCCACUGUGCCAACCCUGCUCUCCUCCCACCACCAGAGGGAGCCCCUGCAUUGCCUCAUCCAUUUCACACUCACCCACUUUAUGUUGCUGCGCUGGCGAUCUGUACAGAAGGAGAGACCCUGCCCCUAUCUGGAAAUCAGUUCAAUUCCAUCCCCGGCGCAGUAGUCAUCUCACAGCACGGGCCGCUGACAGUAUGCCAAAAACAGCAUCCCACUGGUUUGGUGAUGUCGUGAACAUUUCUGCACUGGUUUCAAUCUUGACUUGCAGCUUCAGUGGUUUAAGGUUAGAGUUUUAAUGUGUUGGGUAAUUGAUUACCCGUUCAGUCUUUUAUUUUUGUUAUUCUGAUGAUUAGUUAAGGACAGGUGGCUUGAGUUGUGAACAGGCUGAGCCAAAGAACACAGUACGGUGGAUCACCUGAAGGCUGAAGGUGGGCAGGGGGGAGGGCAUGCGGGGUACUGGAAAAUUGCACUCUACAAAAAUUUUCAUUUAAUCUUUUUUUUUUUCACAACAUUGUUGUGUUGUCCUCGACUUACGAUGUAGAUUUUAUGAUUUGGUUCUUAAAGAGGUGGUAUUUUUUCAGGAAAAACAAAAAAAAUCAAGCCAUUAUGAAUGUCUUUUUUUUGUCGCUGGAAAAUUUGAGAGUUUGUUACAUACCCAUGUUUUUUCAUUUGAAAUUUACACUGCCUAUAAAGUAUUCAAUCCUUGGAUUUUUCAUGUUUUAUUGCUUUUCAACAUUACAAAGAUGCUAUUGGACCUUUUCACACACAUUGGGGUGUAAGGAAGCAUAGCAACAUUUAUUGGAAAUUAACAGACUGCAUCUUUUGGGGUGUGUUGUAAAGCUUUUCAACACAUAACUGACAUCGACUUCAUCUAAGCCUCGGCGUGACGGAAUAUUCCCUCAGCUAGAUUCUGUCUAGAUUAAACACGAAUCUAAAACACAAGACUGCGAUUGCAUGCUGGUGCUUUUCUUGUCUAACUAGCUGUUUGGGCUUCCAGAUUUAGAAUGUAGUGUCAAACUGUAAACAGUUUAGUUUUAUAUUGGGACUUAAUUUAGAUUGGUUUAUAGGGAUUGUUUUAACUUGGCCGUAAAGGAGUUAUAAAGCCAGAUUAGCCGUUAUGGUUCCAGUAUAAAACAUAAAGGUCCAAUGGGGGUUGAAUACUUUCCAGGACACUGCACAUUACCAUGUGUCUGUCACUGAAAAAUAUCAUUUAUCCAAACUGACGUGUUGUAGUCGAUCAGUCUUAACAGUUCUUACUCAGUUAAUUGAGCAGGUUGUAAUUAUUAAUUGGAGCAACACUUGUCCAUAUUUAAAGCUCAGUCUGACUCUGUUUUUAAAGAAAACCUUAAAUAUGCUUCUUUUAUUUUUUUCUUCAGAACUGUUGCUUUCCAUUUCAUUUACAGUUCAAUUGCGAUAUGCUACCAGGUUUGUUUUAAUUGUGAGCAGUUGUGUUUUGAUCUAUCUGGACUCGUCGUGGGUGUUGAGCUGAAUGGACUCGUCCAUUUUUAUUUCCGAGUUUUAAUAGUAUUGACUGUAAUCCACAUGGUUUCUGUUCUGAUGCUUAUCCCAAAAAAAGCGUGCACUUAUUGUAAAUGUGUCCCUCUGUGUGAGUUUGUGUGCAUGCAUGCACAGAACUUUGUAUAUAUGAGGGCGUUUGCGUGUUCUUUGCUUUAAUGUGUGCUGUUUUUGCCGUUUAGUUGCAUACCAUGACGUGACAGCAGUGUGCAUGUAUGUGCCUGUGCGGGGACAUCAUACCAACACCAUGAAUGUAGAUAUUGUUAAAUCUUUUAUUAUUAUUUUUUUCUCCAAAGGUCUUUGCGGUCAUGUCAUUGAAAACCUAAAAAUGUACUUACAUGACUGUGUUUUUGGGUCUCCAGACAGAUUAAGUACAUGGCAACUAUUAAUAAUCUGUUAAUAAUGGGUUUAUUUUGACCAUUUUGAAUCUCAUCACAGACUGAAAUAAAACCAGCGUGGACUAUUUAAAUAACUGGGGGAGGGAAAAGCAAAGCAAAGCAUUUCCUUUUUGAAUGACGAAAAUUUGUAAAAGGGAAUUAGGAAACUGAGUUGCCAGUGGACUUCGGGGUUAAAACAGACAAAAAAAAAGAAACUGUAAUUUUCUGUAAAUACUGUUUUUGUAUUGAGUGCUUAUUGUUUUGUUAGUACUUUUAUUUUGGCAAGCCCUCAUCUGUGGUUUCUAAGGCCAGUGAGUCUUUCACUCACGGGGGAGAAUUUUUGGUUAAAUUCGCCUGUUUUAGUUGUUUCUUCUCUCCCUUAUGUUGGUUUAUAGAGAUAUCUAAAACAGCAAAGCUUUACAAGUUUGUACUGCUGACAAAUUGACAGAAUUUGAUGUUUUAUAUAGCUGAGGGUGUUCUUAUGUCCUUGUAGUUCAAGUAUUUGGGCAAAUAAAUGACCUUUAACAGUUAAAA